Molecule: messenger RNA, 1668 nt
Organism: Gossypium raimondii (Peruvian cotton)
Lineage: Eukaryota; Viridiplantae; Streptophyta; Magnoliopsida; Malvales; Malvaceae
Product: probable serine/threonine-protein kinase PBL8
Exons: 6
Coding region: 126-1403 (425 amino acids)
Biological process (GO): protein phosphorylation
Molecular function (GO): protein kinase activity; ATP binding
Source: RefSeq, a predicted model, not a curated record
CCCCAAGUAACAUUAUUUUAAUUCCAGGCGCAGAAUGAAAGUAGGUGACGACAGAAGAGGGUUGUGGAAUUGGGAAGCCGAAGAAGAAGCUACUGCGAUUGCGAUUGCCAACUCAUUCUUCCGUCAUGGGCAACUGUGGCACUAGAGAGGAAUCUGACGUUGUUACUCAUGCUCAAGUUCAACAGCUCCACAACCACAUCUUAUCCGACAAGAAGCUUACUCAAAGUCAGAGCCAGACUCAGAAUCGUACCCUCUCAGAUCUGAGCGACUUCGAGGAUUCCAGGAAAAAUGCGCUUCUCUAUACCCACAUUAUUGCCUUCACUUUAUUCGAGCUUGAGACUAUUACCAAGAGCUUCCGUUCUGACUAUAUUCUCGGGGAAGGUGGCUUCGGAACCGUCUAUAAAGGUUACAUUGACGAGAAUGUGCGGGUCGGUCUCAAAUCUCUGCCUGUCGCUGUCAAGGUCCUCAACAAGGAGGGCCUUCAGGGUCACCGCGAAUGGCUUACUGAGGUCAACUUCCUCGGCCAGCUCAGGCAUCCCAAUCUGGUAAAGCUGAUCGGCUAUUGUUGUGAGGAUGAUCACAGGCUACUUGUAUACGAAUUCAUGUUCCGUGGUAGCCUUGAGAACCACCUUUUUCGAAAGGCAACUGUACCUUUAUCCUGGGCGAAAAGAAUGAUGAUUGCUCUAGGAGCUGCUAAAGGGCUUGCUUUCCUACACAAUGCUGAAAGACCCGUAAUAUAUAGGGAUUUUAAAACCUCCAAUAUAUUGUUGGACUCUGAUUAUACAGCCAAGCUUUCUGAUUUUGGACUUGCAAAAGCUGGACCACAAGGUGAUGAGACCCACGUAUCAACUCGAGUGAUGGGAACAUAUGGAUAUGCUGCACCUGAAUAUGUUAUGACUGGUCAUCUGACUGCGAGGAGUGAUGUAUACAGCUUCGGAGUUGUUCUUUUGGAGCUUUUGACGGGAAGAAAAUCUGUUGAUAAGACAAGGCCAAGCAAGGAGCAGAAUUUGGUGGAUUGGGCUCGGCCAAAACUGAAUGAUAAGAGAAAAUUACUUCAAAUAAUUGACCCAAGAUUGGAGAACCAGUAUUCAGCAAGGGCUGCCCAGAAGGCAUGCAGCUUGGCAUACUACUGUUUGAGUCAGAAUCCAAAAGCAAGGCCGUUAAUGAGUGAUGUUGUUGAAACGCUGGAACCUCUACAAUGCACUGGUGGUAGUGCAGAUGAAGUCUCCUCGUCUUUGAACUCAAAAGUAACAGGAGGUAGUGCUGGUCCGUUUGCAAUGGGUGGAGUUCCAGAUUAUCGAAUGCGACUCAGAUUUUCAAACAAUGUUGGUCCAGGUGCCAUUUGUAGGUCGCCUAAUCCAAAUUGUUCCCCAGGUGGCCCUGCAGCAUGCAGAGUUCGAUGAAAAUGUCACCUACUUGUAUACUUGUUUGGUGUGGCUUUUGUAGCAUGACCCCCUGUCAAAAGUGACAAAUUUGCUUGUUAAAACAAGGGUGGUUUUACUUAAUUGUACCUAAUGUGUAAGUUGUCUGUAGUCUGUGUUGAUUAUGUGUUGAUUAUGCUAUUCAACUGAAGCUUGUAUCACUUUUUUUUUGUUUUAUCCUUUGCCACUGGAAUUUCCUGUCGGAAAGUUGUCUUCAGCAUAAAAGCAUGCAGUUUCAGACUUGUAA